AGAUUCAGACUCUUAAGGCUGAAGUGGAGGCUUUGAARCAAAGUAACGCGGCCCAGGAUGURGAAACAGCCUUAACCCUUCUGAGACAACAAAUCACACGGCCACCAGCAUUGUUCGACUCGCAUGCCACCAUGGCUGCCCUGGAACUACUGAUUGACAGCUGUCGGGCCAAUGGGGACCAGAGACUCACAAGGUAUAACACCAUCUUGAAGCAGAUCAGAUCCAUGGUUGGCCAUCCCUCCCUUCAGAAUGUAUUUCUCAAACUCGUAGGGUCCAAAGAGGAGGUCGAGGUCUCUAGGGAGAUCCAAAAAGCACUAAAGCACUCGCACCAGCCGCAGGCUCCUCUCCCCCGCGACCUCUACUGGCAAAAAGGCGUUGGCCUCCACAGAUGACACCCUAUCAACGCGCUAGGCCUACCUGUUUCUUGUGCCAUAGGCGUGGACAUAUUGCUCGCACAUGUCCUAAUAAUARCAACAGCAACCGUGGUUAAUCUUGCCAUAGCAUGUGUAAGGAAGAAUCUAUUAAAGGAUGU
Molecule: messenger RNA, 532 nt
Organism: Exaiptasia diaphana
Lineage: Eukaryota; Metazoa; Cnidaria; Anthozoa; Actiniaria; Aiptasiidae
Source: RefSeq, a predicted model, not a curated record